CAAAACAUGUCUUAGCGCGUGACAAACGACCCAAUAAAGUAAGACGAGCGCGAGAGAGAGAUAAGACGUGUUUUGAGGAACAGAAGUUAGAGGUCUUAAAAGCAGGGAACAACAUUGUGCUGACGUUAGUUGGCACCAUGAUGUCCUACAGGAUAUGCUUCGUAGUGUUUGCGCCAGCCAUUUUAUGCAGCAUUUUAGUGGACUCGUGUGAUGAGGUCAACAUCUGCACCCAGGAACAGUGUAAAACUGCUCCCUUGUGUCCAUCGUCCAGGCGCAAUGUGCGUAAUUGUGUGAUGCAUCACGGAGGCGGGACAAUUUGCUACUGCUUCCCUGACUGCGUAAACAACAUUCAUCAAUGCCAAAGAAGUACGAUAUGUGACCGUGUCCGUUGCGCGUACUACCCAUCCAAUGCCACCCAUACCUUUGUCCAUCCAACUGGAAAGUGCAACUGCUGCGGUGAACUGAUCGAUAACUGUGUACUGCAUCAGCUGAUUUCUCGAGGUUGUAGGAGCUUUUUGUAAGCCAUGCUGAUUGCUUCGACUUCUAAUACACGUAAUAAAUAUGCUGUGUAUAGAACGUGACUCUCUCUCUCACGAAUGACAACCAAACGACCGGACGGAUCCCGCAGUGCUUAUACACCUACUGUAUUCAUCUCCAUCUCACUUAGCUGUUGCGGUAAACACCUCAUCUCAUUGUCAUUCAUGUAGUAGUAUUUGUUGUUGUGAUUAGCAAGUGUGGCGAAGUGGUGUGGAAAUCUGGUAAAACUCAGUAAAACUCUUUAUGAACGCGCUUCGUUUCUCGAAAGAUCGUUCAUAAAUCGAGGGUUUCAUAAAUCGAGGUGCAAGGGGCGAGAGAGAGGAAUGGACUCAAACACGACACGAAAUGCACUAGAUUACGAUUAUUUUUGAAAAUACUCCGUAAUUGUGCACCAUACAUUCAAAUGUAUUUAUCCUCUUCAGAAGAGAAAUAAAAGUCUGGCACUUCACUCA
This is a messenger RNA of Ornithodoros turicata, 989 nucleotides long. RefSeq lists its product as uncharacterized. The transcript is spliced from 4 exons. The record is from RefSeq and is a predicted model, not a curated record. The coding region runs from base 138 to 521 and encodes 127 amino acids. Lineage: Eukaryota; Metazoa; Arthropoda; Arachnida; Ixodida; Argasidae.